Messenger RNA from Bufo gargarizans (Asiatic toad), 3753 nucleotides. RefSeq names its product Indian hedgehog signaling molecule (gene IHH). Gene Ontology annotation, molecular function: patched binding; calcium ion binding. Gene Ontology annotation, biological process: multicellular organism development; cell-cell signaling; smoothened signaling pathway. The transcript is spliced from 4 exons. The coding region runs from base 182 to 1132 and encodes 316 amino acids. NCBI's taxonomy places the organism in Eukaryota, Metazoa, Chordata, Amphibia, Anura, Bufonidae. The record is from RefSeq and is a predicted model, not a curated record.
GGUGCAGAGCUCAGCACAGAGGAGAGCCGCCCGACCUGCGGAGCUACCGGAGCGGAGGAGAGCAGUCCCCGGAGCAGAGGACAGCAGUCCCCGGAGCCCCGGACCGAGGGUGCAGAGAACAGGACUGCGGCGGAUGGAGCUCCCGUGAUCCAGGGCAGCCCCAGGGAGCACCGGACGCCCCAUGCAGCUGCCCCCCCUGAUCGUGCUGCUGCUCUGCGGCGCGGCGCUGCUCCUGAGCCCGGCGGUGCGCGGCUGUGGCCCGGGCAGGGUGGUGGGCAGGAGGCGCAAAACGGUCAAGCUCAGCCCGCUCUCCUACAAGCAGUUCAGCCCUAAUGUGCCCGAGAAGACGCUGGGGGCCAGCGGGAGGUACGAGGGCAAGAUCGCCCGCAACUCGGAGCGCUUCAGGGAGCUCACCCCCAACUACAAUGCGGACAUUAUCUUCAAGGACGAGGAGAACACGGGGGCAGACCGACUCAUGACACAGCGCUGCAAAGACCGUCUAAACUCGUUGGCCAUCUCUGUCAUGAACCAAUGGCCGGGCAUUAAGCUGCGAGUGACUGAAGGCUGGGAUGAGGACGGUCACCAUUCUGAUGAAUCCUUACAUUAUGAGGGGCGAGCAGUGGACAUCACCACCUCAGACAGGGACCGCAAUAAAUACGGCAUGCUGGCCCGGCUGGCGGUGGAGGCUGGAUUUGACUGGGUGUACUACGAAUCUAAAGCGCAUAUCCACUGCUCUGUGAAGUCAGACCAUCCUGCAAAUGGAAAUCUACCAAGCUCCCCUCAGGAUCGUAGCUGGAAGUCUACCGUUGACAAGAGCAGAGCGGAAGAAGCUCCGCACUCCGUGUGGAGAACACAGGGGGCUGCAGAUGUGCAGGCAGAAGGGGGUAACAACCCGUGGGACAACCACCUAAGGCCACACGGAGCUGAAGAAUUGGGGUCUACCAGCUUCAAAGAACUGACCAAGAAAAAGAAAAAACGGGAAAGAAAGAAGAAAAAGGAACAGAAAGGGAAAACUCUAGGGGGUGAUGAGAAAAAAGUAAAGAAAAGGAAGAAUGAAGGAAAAAAUGCAAGCGACAAAGCCUCACGGAAGGGGAGAAAGGAGGGAAAGAGAAAGGUGAUGAAGGAGAACUGAAGGAGCAGAAGAGAUUGAUUGACAAGACUGGAGAAAGUUAAUGGUGGAACAGUGCAAAGACAGGGAGGGAGAUAAGAAGUAAGUGAACUGGGAGGCUUCCAAACCCCGGGCACUGCCAUGGGCACGACAAUGGCCCCAAACAAGCACAAACCUAGGAGCUGAGGAACAAAAUGUUUAAAAGAACAACAAAAUAAAAGAAAAAUAAUCACUGGAGAUGUGAGAACAUAUGAAGGAUAAUAUACAGCAAAGAAUAACUGAUUGUCCAAUGGAAAUGAGCAUAAUAUUCUAUGUUAAGUUAUACAUUCAAAUAUAUACUGGGCCAGUCACUUCUAGAAAAUACACUGCUGAGCUAUCGUAGAAAAUACAUCAGUGCAGUUGACUCGUCUAAUUCACUUGUAACGAAAUAAAAGAUAUUCCUUGUGAAUGGUACAAUGUAUUGUCAAGGCCUCUCACCUUUCGAGCAACUGUCACAUUGGCCUUGCUAAAAAAAAAAAAAAAAUCAUGACGUGCAUAGAAAGGCAGUCAAGGUGGAAGUGUUAUUUAAAAUGUGCAUAUUUUGUGCUAAUUAAAACAAGGACCAUGAUUACGACAUAUGUUUAAUGAUCUUAAAAAAAAAUGUAUUUCUUAUGUUUCCUUAAAGACAGAAACUACAAUAUUUAUAACACUAAAAAAAGUUACAUAUUGAACCAUUUCCAUGCAGUUAGGGGAUGUGUUAGCACCUUGUCUCAUCUCUAGGAUAUGCCAUACUUGUCUGAGGUCGAAGUCCAGUGCUCCAACCCCGAUCCAGGACCACUUUAAUUAUAGGGCAAAUUAUUCAGCCAAAUAUGCUCCCCCACAAUGCAUCACAUGAUGCAGGAAACCCAUCAGGGAAAAAGCCCAUCAAAGAAGGUAGGCAUAGGCACAUUUGUGGCUGGCACUCUGGGAGCACAAUAUGAUGGUACCCAUGGAGGGCAGUGCACGAGACACGUGAGGAAGAGGAGCUGUGUGUGGUCGGCAUUCUGCAAAGAAUAUCUGUGGCAGGCCCUCGGGCGGAUCUCUUUAGUAGGGGGGGUCAUCUGAGGCUGGCACAUACUGUAGCGGUAUUCUAGGGUAAAAUAGGCAAUGGAAACAUUUGCACAGCAUAUUACAGAUGGGUAUCUCUUCCUUAUGGAGAAGUCUAUGAUUUGGUUGUCUUCCUUUUGGAGGAGAACUCAUUUGCAUACUUUUUCCCAUAGAGCAUUGCCUGUAAAUAAGUCUCCAAACAUCACAUGGAUCUCUUCAAUGGAGAACCAGUACCACCCCUUCCUGUAUAAGGCUUCGUUUUGUGGGCCACAUCAUUUUCCUCUAGUCAGUCAAGGGUCCCACAAAUGACACCAUUUACAAUGGGUGUACCAUAAAAUGACCCUGCCCCAAACUAUUGGGAGAAUGGAGGUUGAGUGUUCCCCAUUCAUUAUAGGAGGGACCCCGACUUAUCAGACUUAUGGCUUAUUCUAGAGGCAGGGGUCAGCAGACUGCACAGUAGAUCAAACACGAGACCUGUAAUCGUAAUAAAUGUGGAACUUACGGUAAAUAAGAAAACUGUGAGAUUCUGAGGAAAGGGCAUUAGUCAUAUUUGUUCUUAAGUUUACAUCAGUUUCUUCUAUGGUAAACAUCCUCAACGAUCCCCCCAUGACUCCUUCUUUCAACCCUUCAUUUGCUAGCUGCCUGUACCCCCAUCCUAUCCCCCUCCCCUCUCCCAUGCACUGUAGAUCUAUAUUGUGUGGUUGGUAACAAAGUAGCCAUUUUCAGAAACCAAUGUUUCAUUGGUGAAGAAAUGUAUCCUUCAGUCUCCAGAAUGUUUCUUGUAUCUGUGCAUACCUACUAAUAUUUGCCUCCCCAUGCAUGAGACACUAAAGUCCCACCCUGGGAUCUGCUCAAGAGCACCCCCAAAACAUCCCAGGAAAGCCCAACCCUGCAAAAAAGGGACCCUUGGGAGGUGUGUAACAAUGUGGCAAUUUUGCAGGGAAUGCAAAGAUUAUGUAAUGAGUGUUAACUCUCUUGAGUCCUUGUUUUUAUCAGCACGUAAUAUUAAAUAUGUGACUAAAAAGGUGGCCUCAUCAAGACAAUCCCUUCUCUAUAGGCUAGCCACCAUGGAUCAGCUGAUUGCCGCUGGUCGGCAAUUUCUGCUGGGGAAAUGUAGUAUUAUAUGUCGGCCAUUCAACUGAAUAUGUAAUACACGGACAGCUGGGUGCGUCAGAGAGGGAGCCGCUCUCUGCUGUGACUCAGGAGGUCCACGCCCAACUGGACCUUGCAGGAGGCCCCAAAGGUCACCCUGCCUUAUAGGAGACUAGCACUAUAAAUGCUAUUUGGGGGCCCCUGCUGCAGCUGACAUCCAUGUGGCCUGCUAGGACAUACAGACGGGGUUGUCUUGAUGAACGGGCCCUUUGACUUAUUCUAAGUGACUGUCAAUGUGACAGUAGAAGAAUCUGAACCUGCAGGGGUCGUUGCUACUUACUGAACAUAAAGAGCUAAUUUAUUACUGUAAGCGAUUUAUAUUUUUUUAUUUAGAGUCGUUUUUGGUACUGCGGUGAUUGUAGACUGUAUAUUUUGCAUCUGUGAAAUUGUACAAUAUAUUUAAAAUAAACCGAUCUGUGAGAAUCUGA